AUGGCAGAAGGAGAAUUUGCGGUAGCGGUGAUAUCGGAACCAUACAAGAUACCGUUAAAUCACCCUCACUGGACCGGAAACGCCGAUAAAUCGGUCGCAAUAACAUGGAGGCGUACAUACAUUCCAAUGCCAUGUACACCGCUUAAAAGUGGCAAACACUAUGCCUCGAUAAGAUGGGGCGAUAUGAUCCUGAUUGGUACAUAUCUUCCCCCUAGCCUGGAUGUGAGACAAUUUGAGGAAGCGCUCGAAGAAAUGGAGGAAGAGAUCUUACAAAUGGAUAACUCUCCGUUAUACGUUAUGGGAGACUUCAACUCCAAAGCUGCUCUGUGGCAAUCAAAGACCACAGACGUACGCGGCAAGAUUGUUGUAGAAUGGGCAAGCCGUCUAGGGAUAUGCUGCCUCAACCAUGGAGGAAGAAGCACGUGCGUUAGACAUACAGGGGAAUCAAUAGUCGAGCUUUCACUUGCUUCUCCAGUAGCAGCCAGAAGAGUCGUAUCAUGGGAAGUCUCAGAUCGAGAGAGCAAAACAGAUCACAGAUACAUCGAGAUCAAGAUCAGUAACACCAGGAUGCAAAGAACGAAAGAGCGUCUUCCGCAACCCAAGAGAUGGGCAGUCAAACAAAUGAACAAAGAUAUGUUAUCAGCAGCUAUAAUAGCUAGCUGCUGA
Molecule: messenger RNA, 666 nt
Organism: Trachymyrmex cornetzi
Lineage: Eukaryota; Metazoa; Arthropoda; Insecta; Hymenoptera; Formicidae
Exons: 1
Coding region: 1-666 (221 amino acids)
Molecular function (GO): catalytic activity
Source: RefSeq, a predicted model, not a curated record